Molecule: messenger RNA, 1349 nt
Organism: Colletes gigas
Lineage: Eukaryota; Metazoa; Arthropoda; Insecta; Hymenoptera; Colletidae
Exons: 5
Coding region: 141-893 (250 amino acids)
Source: RefSeq, a predicted model, not a curated record
CGAAUUGAGUCAGUCAUUCCCGUGCAAACAGCGAUAACGUCAGGAUCGUUCGAAUUCGUGAAUUACAAUAGUGACAGACAGUGCAACAAGUAUAAAUUUCCUAUUACGAGCGCUGUUACGAUCGAUUGUUUCCCGUUGAAAUGGAUAUCAGGAUCGUGGCGUUGAUUGUACUCGUUGGCAUCGUAGGAUCUUUCGGCGAAGCACGUUCAGCGAAUAUCAGGAUGCGUAGAAGCCCGGACGGCUAUGGCUGGACAGCGACCAGCACCGGUGGUGGGUCCGGCAUGGCGUCGUCCUUCGCUAGUUCCGGAGCUUUUGGCGCUCCAAACUACGCGAAACCGUCGAUAACCGACCGUGGAGCGUUCGUCGACAACACCCCGCAAGCAGCCAAUGUACCCAACUAUAUUAACCCUGGAGGAUUCGGUUACUUUGGAGGAGACGCUCCAUUUUACGAUCCAGGUUUCGCGUUCCCCACCUACGAUUUUAAUGGCUUCCAGCAGCAUAUGCAGGACAAUUGGAGACGGUUACAGGACCAGAUCCAAAGACAGCAACAACAGAUCUUCGAUACAGCUAAUCGCAUAAACACCGAUUCAGCCCAAGGUACUGGUACUAGCAGUUCUACCAGUACUAGCGGUUCACAACAGAGUGCAGUUUCCAGCAUCCAAUUAGGACCUGGUGGUGGUUACCACGCUGCUGUACUCAAUCCGGGUGCCCCUGGAGUAGAGUCAAGAUUCGCUGAGGAGCUUCCACCACCGUCUGGGGGCAGUUAUGGGGUGUUCACCAGCAGCAGUAGCAACACGAUGAUUGGUCCUGAUGGGAAAGCAGUCUCUCACAAGGUUUCGACAACCGGUGUCAAUGACAAUGGAAAAAUUCAUUUCCGCACCGUCGAAGUAUAAGAGAUCUUGCUAAUCUAUUAUUUCUUACCCUUUCUACGUUUUCUUCCCUUUACUUCAAGGUCCUCUAUAACUCAGGUUUAUAAACAAUACCUUUAAUCGUUUACUUGUCAAAUAUAUUUAAUCGAAUGCCAUAAAAAUACUCUAUGUAUUCAAUAAGUACAAGUCAGCGUAGAAUUGCGUUUCAACCGAUAUAGGUAACGAUCUUUGGAUCAUUUUAAACUUACGGGCUAGCGCUGAUUUGCGUUCGAGAAACAAUGUUACCGAAGAAUCGAUGCCCAAGAACUCAUCGUCCUUUCCUGUUAGCCGAUUAUUGUACGAUAAUCGUUAUCCGCCUAGUUAUUUAAUGUAGGUGUAAUUAAUUUGCGUUUUAAGAUACGCAAUUCUUUGCGUGCCCGUCUUUCCUCGCCUCCUUCUUGUGAAACGAAAGUCAAAAAUAUACCAUUAUUUGAUACUGUU